Messenger RNA from Naumovozyma castellii, 4203 nucleotides. RefSeq names its product ATP-binding cassette multidrug transporter PDR11 (gene PDR11). The coding region runs from base 1 to 4203 and encodes 1400 amino acids. The record is from RefSeq and is a predicted model, not a curated record. The transcript has a single exon. Lineage: Eukaryota; Fungi; Ascomycota; Saccharomycetes; Saccharomycetales; Saccharomycetaceae.
AUGUCAAUUUCCAAGUAUUUCACUCCAGUGCAGGAUGCUUCUGUCACUUUUGAUGGGGCGAAUGUCAAAGUGAGAACAUCACUCUUCGAUGAUUCUAACGAUGAUAUCGAAUCUCAACAAUUACUGUCAUCAGCUGCUGUUUCUGAAAAACCAAAAAAUAUAUUAAACGAUCUGACCUUUAAGGCAGAUGAAGGUGAAGUGGUCCUAGUUUUAGGUGCUCCCACUUCUGAACUUUUCCAAGCAUUAUUCCAUGGUCAUAAAAGCUUAAAAUAUAAACCUGAGGGAUCAAUUAGAUUCAAGGAUAAUGAAUUCAAGGCAUUCUCUUCUAAAUGUCCUCAAGAAAUUAUUUACAAUAACGAACAAGAUAUCCAUUUCCCAUUUUUAACUGUUAGACAAACAAUCGAUUUUGCAUUGAGCUGUAAGUUCCACAUCCCAUUGGAGGAACGUAACCAAAUGAGAGAUGAAUUAUUAAAUGGGUUCGGUCUUUCUCAUGUCGUUGACACAUUUGUUGGUAACGAUUAUGUUCGUGGUGUUUCUGGUGGUGAACGUAAACGUAUUUCCAUUAUUGAAACAUUCAUCGCUAACGGUUCCGUUUAUCUUUGGGAUAACUCUACCAAGGGGUUAGAUUCUUCAACCGCCUUAGAGUUUCUUUCCAUCUUACAAACCAUGGCAAGAACCACACGUUCUGUCAAUUUUGUUAAGAUUUCUCAAGCUAGUGAUAAGAUUGUCGAAAAAUUUGACAAAAUCUUAAUGUUGACUGAAUCUUAUCAAGUAUUUUAUGGUACCGUCGAUGAAUGUUUAGUAUACUUCCGUGACACUUUGGGUAUUCAGAAGGAUCCAAAUGAUUGUAUCAUUGAAUAUCUAACAUCCAUCUUAAAUUUCCAAUUCAUUAAUAAGGAUAUUAAUAACCCAUUGUCACCAGUUCAAUCGCAAAAGAGUGUGAGAAGCUCAAUUGCCAACAACGAAAUUGACUUAUACAACUAUUGGAUUAAGUCACCAUACUAUGCCAACUGGAAGAAAAUUACUUCCGACAGUAUUAAAGACAUGCCAACUAGAGACUCUGUCAAUCCAGAUGACAUCAAACCAAUUUUCAGUAUUCCAUUAAAGUUACAAUUGAAGGCUUGUACUAUUAGAGCUUUCGAAAGAAUUAUUGGUGAUAAGAAUUAUAUCAUUUCCCAAUUUGUUUCUGUCAUCGUUCAAUCUUUGGUUAUCGGUUCCUUAUUUUAUGAAAUUCCACGUACUACUAUUGGUUCCUUCUCAAGAGGUUCUCUAGUUUUCUUCUCUAUUCUGUUUUUCACUUUCUUAGCCCUGGCAGAUAUGCCAUCAAAUUUCCAAAGAAAUGCCGUUGUUACCAAACAUGUCCAAUUACAUUUCUACUACGGUUGGGUUGAAGCAUUAGCCUCCACAAUUUAUGAUUAUAUCUUCAAGUUUAUUCUGGUUGUUAUAUUUACCAUUAUUCUGUAUUUCUUAGCUCAUUUGCAAUACAAUGGUGCUAGAUUUUUCAUUUUCCUACUGUUCCUGUCAUUCUACAAUUUCUGUAUGGUGUCAUUAUUCAAUUGGACAGCUUUGUUAAGUCCAACUAUUUCAUUCGCAAAUUUGCUUGCAGGUAUCGUUCUAUUGGCUAUUGCCAUGUACGCUUCUUAUGUGAUUCAUUUGCCAGAUAUGCAUCCAUGGUUUGUUUGGAUCGCUUACUUAAAUCCUGCUAUGUUCGCUAUGGAAGCUAUGCUAACCAAUGAAUUGUUUGAUAUCAACUUGGAUUGUACCGAAAGUAUUAUCCCUAGAGGUCCAAGUUAUGAUAACAUUACUUUUGCUCAUAAAGCUUGUGCUUGGCAAGGUGCCACCCUGGGUAACAAUUAUGUUAGAGGCCAAGAUUAUUUGAAAUCAGGUUUAAAAUAUAGAUACAGUCACGUUUGGAGAAAUUUUGGUAUCAUUAUAGGGUUCUGUUGUUUCAAUUUAGUCUGUUCUUUGCUAACUGCUGAAUACAUUACUCCACUUUACACAAGAAAGAAUAUUCUUCUAUGGUCAAGUUACAUUGCUAGGUACAAUCCAUUGAGCAGAAAGAAAAAGGAACAAGAAUAUGAAAUGGAUGAAUACGAAAAGGGUAAUAACAAACGUCCAAUUUCUUCUUCCUCAUCCUCUUUAUCUCUUGGUGCUGGUAUUGCUGAUGAUGAUUCCAUUAAAGCUCCUAUUACUUCUCAAUAUGACAAGUCUGCUACCGUCCAAACUCAAAAGCAUGUCAUUUCAUGGAGAAAUAUCAACUAUACAGUUGAAGGUGACAAACAGUUGAUUAAUGAUUGUUCUGGGUUUAUCAGUUCUGGUUUAACCGCCCUUAUGGGUGAAUCUGGUGCUGGUAAGACAACUUUGUUAAAUGUUUUAUCUCAAAGAGUUACAUCUGGUGAGGUUACUGGUGAAUUGUUAAUCGAUGGUCAACCAUUAACUAACAUUGCUGCCUUUAGAAGAAGUAUUGGUUUUGUUCAACAACAAGAUGUUCAUUUGGAUCUAUUGACUGUUAAAGAAUCUUUGGAAAUCUCAUGUAUCUUAAGAGGUGAUGGUGAUAGAGAUUAUUUGGGUACUGUCGCUAAGUUAUUGAAGUUACCAGCUAACACCUUGGUUGCUGAUCUAACUCCAACUGAAAAGAAACUAUUGUCCAUCGGUGUCGAAUUGGUUACCAAGCCUUCAUUGUUAUUAUUCUUAGAUGAACCAACUUCUGGUCUAGAUGCUGAAGCUGCAUUAACUAUUGUUCAAUUCUUAAAGAAACUGUCUUUACAAGGUCAAGCUAUUUUAUGUACUAUCCAUCAACCUAGUAAGAGUGUUAUCAAAUAUUUCGAUAAUAUUUAUUUGUUAAAGAGAGGUGGUGAAUGUGUUUACUUUGGUCAUAUUGAUGAUGGUUGUGAUUACUUCCUAACCCAUGACGAGCAUUUGACUUACAACAAGGAAACUGAAAAUCCAGCUGAUUUCGUUAUUGAUGUCGUUGGUGGUAAGCAAAAGGAUGGAGAUGGUGUAUUGAUUGAAAAGCCUAAGAUAAACUGGACCCAACUUUGGGACGAAUCACCGGAAAGGGAACAAAUUCAUCAAAACCUGGAUACGUUAGAAGAAGAAGCACGUCAUUCAGGUGUCGAUUUCGUUCAAUUUGCUUGGAGUCAACCAUCUUACUGGCAACAAUUAAUCGUUAUUCUAAGAAGACAAUAUAUUUGCACAAAGAGGGAUACCAAUUAUGUUCUCUCCAAAUUCUUAUUGAAUGCUGGUGCAGGUUUGUUUAUCGGGUUCUCAUUUUGGAAGACAAAGAAGAAUAUUUCUGGUCUACAAAAUGCUAUUUUCUUGUCCUUUAUGAACAUGUGUCUAUCCUCUCCAUUAAUUAACCAAAUUCAAGAUAAAGCUUUACACUCUAAAGAUGUUUACGUUGCUAGAGAAGCAAGUUCUAAUACCUAUCAUUGGACUGUCCUAUUAUUGGCUCAAACGUUAGUGGAAUUACCAUUGGCAAUCUCUAGUUCUACCUUAUUUUUCUUAUGUUGCUACUUCUGUUGUGGGUUUGAUAAUUCUCCUCAUAUUGCUGGUGUGUUUUACUUCAACUAUAUUCUAUUCAGUGCUUACUACUUGACAUUUGGUCUAUGGUUACUAUAUACUGCACCAGAUUUACAAACUGCUGCCGUUUUUGUUGCUUUCUUGUAUAGUUUCACAGCAUCAUUCUGUGGUGUUAUGCAACCAUACAGUUUGUUCGUCGGUUUCUGGAAGUUUAUGUACAGGGUUUCACCAUACACGUACUUCAUUGAUACGUUUGUUAGUUUGUUACUUCACGAUAGACCUGUACAGUGUUCUGUCGGAGAAAUGGUUCCUGGACAACCUUUGCCAGGUCAAACAUGUGGUCAAUUCAUGGCUCCAUUUAUCGCUGACCAAGGUGGGUACUUACAUAAUCCAAAAACUUUCACAGUCUGUGGUUACUGUACCUACACUGUUGGUGAUGAUUUCUUGGCAGUUGAAAAUAUGAGUUAUUCAAACAGAUGGAGAAACUUCGGUAUUGAAUGUGCUUUUGUUGUUUUCAAUUUCGUUGCAAUGUUUAUUGGUUUCUAUCUAACAUACGUGAAACAAGUCUGGCCAUCAGUCUAUGCUUUCUGUAUGAAGGCUGUUCCAAGAAACGUUUUCAAGAAAAAGACCGAAGAUGUUUCUACCAUUACUGUUGAAGAUUCUGAGGACAAAAAAGCAUAG